Molecule: messenger RNA, 782 nt
Organism: Ceratotherium simum simum (southern white rhinoceros)
Lineage: Eukaryota; Metazoa; Chordata; Mammalia; Perissodactyla; Rhinocerotidae
Gene: HDGFL1
Product: HDGF like 1
Source: RefSeq, a predicted model, not a curated record
AGGCGCAGCCGCGCGACGCCCAGCUCAGCGGCCGCCACCGCAGCGCGUCGCCCUCUCCGGCCGCCACAGGCCGGGUCCGCCGUCCCCCCGCCAUGUCGCGUUACUGCAGGCGCAAGUACCAGAGGGGGGACCUGGUGUUUGCCAAGCUGAAAGGCUACGCCCACUGGCCGGCCCGGAUAGAGCAAGUGGCCGCGCCCAAUCGCUACCAAGUGUUUUUUUUCGGGACCCACGAGACGGCCUUCCUGGGCCCCCAACGCCUCUUCCCGUACGAGGAGGCCAAGGAGAAGUUCGGCAAGCCCAACAAGAGGAGGGGGUUCAGCGCGGGGCUGUGGGAGAUCGAGAACAACCCUACCGUCCAGGCUGCUGGCUGCCCACAGGCCCAGGAGCAGAGCUGCGUGGAAGGGCCCCAGCCCAAGGCGGAGGCCGCCAAGGGCGACGGGGACCAGAAGAGCAACGCCGACGGCGGCGGUGACGAGCAGGGGGAGCCGGGCCUCGACCAGACGGCCAAGGAGGAGGGCGAGAAGGGGCCGCUGAAGAGGAGCGCCGGGGACCUGCACGAGGCCACCUCCAAACGUCCCAAGGAGGCCGACCCGGAAGGGGAGGAGGAGGAGGAGGCCGCCCGGGAGGAUGCCAGGCCGCCGCGCCUGGAGGUGGGGGACGCCGGCGCCGCGUCCCAGCCGGGCCCCGCCGCAGGGCCGCCCCAGGAGGAGGAGGAGCCCGAGGAAGAGGCUGCCGAGAAAGAGCUCAAGCCCCCAGGAGCGGGAGACCGCGAGAGCCAGUAG